This is a messenger RNA of Myotis lucifugus (little brown bat), 563 nucleotides long. RefSeq names its product syncollin. The record is from RefSeq and is a predicted model, not a curated record. Gene Ontology annotation, cellular component: secretory granule membrane. Lineage: Eukaryota; Metazoa; Chordata; Mammalia; Chiroptera; Vespertilionidae. The coding region runs from base 1 to 405 and encodes 134 amino acids. Gene Ontology annotation, biological process: exocytosis. The transcript has 2 exons.
AUGGCCCCGCUGUGCCCACUGCUGCUGGCCCUGGCCCUGGUGGCCAUCCCCGGUGUCCGAGGUGCCUGCCCGGCAGCCGCUGACCUCAAGAAGCCAGAUGGGACACGGACGUGCGCCAAGGCCUAUGACAAGAGCGACCCAUACUAUGAGAACUGCUGCCGAGGCGCCGAGCUGUCCAUAGAGCCGGGCACCGACCUGCCCUUCCUGCCCUCUGACUGGAGGAACGUCAUCUCCUCACUCGUGGUGGCCCCGCGCUGUGAGCUCACCGUGUGGUCCCGCAGAGGCAAGGGUGGCAAGUCUCACAAGUUCACCGCUGGUGUCUACCCGCGCCUUGAAGAGUUCCGCAGGGGCAUCUUGGGCCACUGGUCCAACGCCAUCUCCUCCAUCUACUGCAGGUGCUACUGAUGCCUCAGAGGCCCCUCAUCUCCAGCCCCUACGGAGUGAGGAGCCCUCACCCAGCCUUGUCCCUGGGGCCUGCUGAGGGCCCCGCGUCCCAACAAGAGAGCUUUCUGCCUGCCCCCUCCCACCCUGCCUUCCCUGCAAUACAGUCCUUAUGAAGUUGC